Messenger RNA from Clarias gariepinus (North African catfish), 3163 nucleotides. RefSeq names its product F-box protein 41 (gene fbxo41). Lineage: Eukaryota; Metazoa; Chordata; Actinopteri; Siluriformes; Clariidae. Gene Ontology annotation, molecular function: protein binding. The transcript is spliced from 12 exons. The coding region runs from base 219 to 2564 and encodes 781 amino acids. The record is from RefSeq and is a predicted model, not a curated record.
GGUUGAAUGCAACUCCCAUACCAAAAACAUGUAAGAAAGUACAGUGGAAUCCAUCCAAGAAGAAAUAAAAAUAAGUCCUAAAUCCAAAGGUGGAAUGUGUUUAGAUUUUUUACAUUUCAUCAUGUGGUUGAACUGCGGAAUCCUACAUGAAGCUGAGAUGACUAGAGGUCUCUGGUGCCCAGCCUGUUCAGGGCGACGGCCAGUGGCCUGAGCCUGGCAUGGCCUCUCUGGACCUGCCGUAUCGCUGCCCUCGCUGUGGGGAGCACAAACGCUUCCGGAGCCUGUCAUCACUGCGCGCCCACCUGGAAUACAACCACACCUACGAGACACUGUACGUGCUCUCCAAGUCCAACAGUGUGUGUGACGCUGCUGCUCUGCUGCCCCUUGUGGCCGACAGCGCCCUGGCUGCCGAAUCUCGAUUCCCCUGCUCGGGCGACGAGCUCGGGCUUGCCACGACCUCGUCCGCCGGCGCCCGCUACCUUCCCAAUGUGGAGUUCCCACUGGGCGAGAUCCUGGUGAAGAAAGCCAUGAGUUCAAUGGACCCCAGUGCCAUGGAAGCUGCUUACGAAGAGGGCCUGGCACGCCUCAGGGCUAGGGCCUUUGAAAGGCUCGAGCUUGACGAGAGGUUGGAGAAGCUGUCUGAAGAAGUGGAGCAAAAGAUCGCAGCACGUGUCGGGCGCCUGCAGGCCGAGCUGGAAAGGAAGAGCACGGAAUUGGAGAAGGCCAAGCUGGAAAGUGAAAGGCUCAGCCAGGAGAAGCAGGAACUGGAGGACAAGGCGUCAGAGCUGUCACGCCAGGUGGACGUGUCGGUCGAGAUGCUGGCCAGCCUAAAGCAAGACCUGGUCAAUAAGGAGCAGGAGCUCACGCACAAACAGCAAGAGGUGGCCCAGAUCGAUCAGUUCCUGCAGGAGACGGCGGCGCGUGAAGCCAGCGCUAAAGUACGUCUGCAGCAGUUCAUCGAGGAGCUGCUGGAGCGAGCAGACCGAGCGGAGAAACAGCUCCAGAUCAUCAGCAGCUGUGGGACCACGCCGAACGGGAGCCUGGGCCACUGCAGCCUGCAGGGCUCCAAAUCCAACGGCCGACAGAGGAACUUGAGUAUCUCUGGCUCGAGGGGUGUGUACCAGGUCUCUGAUCGACGCUCGUCUCCCAGCACUGGGGCGUCCGGUCGGUCCAAGUCGGUGUCCCAGGCCUCUGUUGCGGGUUACGACAGUGACAGCGUGGAGCUGCAGGGGGCGCUGGAGGGCAGUCUGGAGGCUCAGUACUACCACGGUCAGUGCCGUCCCGGAGAACCCUCACCUUACGAGCGCCGAAACUGGGGCCUGCGCAAGCAAGCCAUUCAGAACUGGCAGCGGCGGCCGUACCGCAACAGCACGGAGGGCGAGGAAGGCGACGUCUCCGACGUGGCCUCACGCACCACGGAGUCCGAAGCGGAAAUGUGGGAGCAGGAAAGGAGGACGGAUUGUCAGCAGCACUGCCCUCACCGUAGCAGCUACCGGCUAGGUACAGGACGUUCUGACGGUUGCUACAAACCCUGCCGUCACGAGAAGAGCCCAUCCAAGACCAGCGAGGUGAUCAGCCCCGAGGUGCUGAAAAUGCGGGCGGCGCUUUUCUGCAUCUUCACAUACCUGGACACCAAAACCCUGCUGAGGAUGGCUGAGGUGUGUCGUGACUGGAGGUUUGUAGCACGUCACCCCGCCGUCUGGACGAGAGUGCUGCUGGAGAACGCUCGCAUCUCCUCCAAGUUCUUGUGCACGCUGUCUCAGUGGUGUACGCAGACCCACUCUCUGAUCCUGCAGAACCUUAAACCAAGGCAGAGAGGAAAGAAGGAGACCAAGGAGGAAUAUCUGAAGAGCACACGUGGAUGUCUAGAGGAAGGUCUGGAGGCCUUGCUGAAAGCGACAGGAGGAAACCUGCUUAUACUGAAGGUGUCGCAUUGUCCCAACCUGCUGACCGAUCGCUCUCUGUGGCUGGCCAGCUGCUACUGCCGGGCUCUACAGGCUGUAACGUACCGGAGUGCUACAGACCCAGUGGGUCAGGAAGUCAUCUGGGCUUUGGGAGCAGGAUGCAGGGACAUCAUCUCCCUACAGGUGGCACCAUUACAUCCCUGUCAACAACCAGCCCGCUUCAGUAACCGCUGCUUACAGACGAUUGGCCGGUGCUGGCCACACCUACGAGCUUUGGGAGUGGGCGGAGCUGGAUGUGGUAUACAGGGAUUAGCGUCGUUAGCGAGGAACUGUAUGAGGUUGCAAGUACUGGAGCUGGAUCACGUCAGUGAGAUUAAUCAGGAAGUGGCUGCGGAAGUGUGUCGUGAAGGUCUGAAGGGGUUGGAGAUGUUGGUCCUCACCUCCACUCCGGUCACGCCCAAAGCUCUGCUUCAUUUCAACAGCGUGUGCCGUAACCUGAAGUCCAUUGUUGUACAGAUCGGCAUUGAAGAUUACUUUGAAGACCCAAACAGCCCCGAGGCCAGAAAGCUUUUUGAUGAGAUGGUGAACAAACUCCAGGCUUUAAAGAAGAGGCCGGGUUUCUCCAAAAUCCUCCAUGUAAAGGCCGAUGGUCUGUGCUAACGCACUCUACGGUGACAGGCGAACUGUGUAACAUCACCAACUUCUCCUUUAUGGAAAAAAAAAACGCUGGAUCUCUAACUUCAGUUUCAGCUCUCAAGACCACGACAAAAACAGGAAACUUCGCACUACAGUAUUACACCCCAAGAUACAUUUUAUUCGCCUGUAGAUAAUCGGCUUCCGGGAGAGUCCUGUCGAGCUACACGAUUCACGCUCUACAACUUCGGAUCACAGUGACGAGAUAAAAUUCAUAGCACAGAGCUGCAAUGUUCAGUCACAGGAAAAAAAAAAGGAAAAACGUGUCCUAUAGAGAAAAUGCAGAGAUGUGGAACAACACACAUACAAAACGCACGGCUCUUGGAGGAAACAGGCUCGGAGUUAAGAGUAUGGUGAGAUGCAUGGUAUUAAAAAAGGAAGUAAUUUUAAAUGAGUGUGUUGCUAAAGACACUCCAGCACAAUAAGAGUACCAGCUUAGAAAUUCCAAGUCAAAUCCAAGCAAGCAGGACGUGAUGCCAGUGGACAUGAAAAAGAAAAGGUUUUUGUGCAAUAUCAUUCUCCUAGCACUCCACCAAGGUACCGAGUUUUUUUUGGGGGACUUCCGA